AUGCCUUCCCGUCCGUUUGACGCCUACGACGGGCUCGCCGCCGCCCAAGUCCCCCUCUACACGGUGUUCCUCGCCGGCGCCGUGCUCCUCUGCCUCCGGCACGACUUCCGCAAGUCCUCCGGCUGGCGGUACCUUCUCGUCUUGUCCCUCGUGCGCGUCGUCGGCGCCUCCCUGCGCCUCGCCACCCUCGCCGCCCCGACUGACCGCGGGCUGUACACCGGCUGGGCGGUCCUCAGCAGCCUCGGCAUGGGCCCCCUCGUCCUGACGCUCCUCGCCCUCCUCUCCCGCGCCUUCCAAUCGAUGCGCGACAACUGGCCACCGUCCUCGUUGCUGCUUCACCGCGCAACGCUAGCGCUCAUGCUCGUCGCCAUCGUGCUGCUCGUCAUCGGCGGCGUCAGUAGCAGCGGUGGUAAGGAUGGUGGCGGCACGCAGACUACCCUCAGCCACGUCGGUAGCGUCCUGCUGCUCGGCGUGUUCGCGCUGCUGUGCGCGCAGGCCCUUCUCGCUUGGGUCAACCUCGGGCGCGUCGCGGGGGGCGAGCGCCGGGUGGUGCUGGCCGUGGUCGCGUGCCUGCCGUUCGUGCUCGUGCGGCUGGUGUACGGCAUAAUAAAGACGUUCACGCACAUAGCCUCCACGGCUUGGCUGAUGCUGGGCAUGGAGGUGGCGAUGGAGGUUGUCGUCGUGCUCGUCUGCGAGGUGGUGGGCUUCACGCUGGCGGUGGUGCCGGAGGAGUUUAAGCCGGUGCGCGACGUGGAGGCACCGCGGCGGUGCCAGCAUCAGCAGAGGUAA
Molecule: messenger RNA, 789 nt
Organism: Cordyceps fumosorosea ARSEF 2679
Lineage: Eukaryota; Fungi; Ascomycota; Sordariomycetes; Hypocreales; Cordycipitaceae
Exons: 1
Coding region: 1-789 (262 amino acids)
Source: RefSeq, a predicted model, not a curated record